AUGCGCCGCUCUACCUCAUCUACCUCCACUGUUGCUACUCUAGAGGUUCGUGUAGUUGAGCUAGAAAGAGAGGUUGCAUCGCUUCGCCAAGCUUUGCGAGCCGUGGAAGCCCGCCUUUCCUCAGCUGAAUCAAUUGCCGGAUUUGAGUUAGUUGACGAGCCUCCGUCACCCGCCGCUGACCAGGCAACUUCGGCGACUUCGGGCCGCCCUGCUCCACGUGAUCAAGGUGGUGCUCAGGCUGUUCGUUUUGCCAAGCUGCUUGGCAUCGGGAAUUGGCUGCGCAAUUCGCUUGCUGGCCAGCGCAGAGGCAAGUCUGGGAGGGCUGAGUUGAAAGAGAGAUCUGAGGUGUAUUUAGUAGCUCGAUCUGCUAGGGGCACCGUUUUUGAUCCAGUGCGCAUUUACACAUCCUGGUCAGAAGCUGAGAAGGUUGUGCGAGACCAAGGAGGAUUCAAGCAGAGCCUGUUUGUGGGCUUACCCACUUGGGAGGACGCUGUUUGCUGUGCUGAGGAAGCCGGAUUGACCGAGCUCAGGUCGGCCUUGGUGAAUCAAGAGAAUUUCACUGCUGAUCCAGAAUACUCUUUAGGACUUUUCACAGUGCCACCUAGUACUGAAGUUGAAGAGUCAAAGUUUUGUAUUAUUUUGAUUUCGGAGGUGGACUCCAAAUUUUUGGUUGCUGUUCCUGGUGCCGCCUGGCACCGUACUGUUGCUCAACGUUUGUUGCCGCCAAAGAGCCUGAUCAAACCACUCAGUGUUGCUGUUGCUGCCUGCACUUUCGAAGAUCGGAUUACCAGCCUGGAAGGGGUGUUUACUCGCUGCUGGGUUGGCUAUCUGUCCCCUACCUUUGAAGCAUGUGUCUCCAUCUUGCAAGAUCUAGACGGGGGAGAGGCGGUGGGAUUUUGGACCGAAGACGAAAGCCUCCAAGUUCUACCCUUCGCAGACGGACUUGUGUCAGUUGCCGACGACAAGUUCUCCUUCCUCACUGCCGAAUCAGCCCAUCAUCCUGCAGAAGGAGACGAAUCUCAUGGAAAGCGAUUGGCAGCUUUGGAGGCCAGUCUCGAAGGCAUUCAAGAGAGCCUCCGGGUUAUCAUCGAUGGUCAACCUUUGUCUUCCAGAAGCCAGGCUGCUUCAGAUGUGAAAGCUGCCGCAAAGACGCCUGUGGCUCCUCCGGCCUAUCCUGGGCUGGAUCCGAGCGUAGUCCAUUCAGCAUUGGCCAGCGGGGUGACUCCAGAUGCCCUUCGGGCUAUGAGUCAGAUGGUUCAAAAGACUCCAAGCAAGUUGGGCGAUUUUCCGAAGAAGAACGUGGCUGCUCAUCUGGAUGUGUUAGGAGAGACAGACGGAGAAGAGAAAGAAGAGCCUCCAGGGCUAUCAGCCUCUGGAGAUCCUGUUCAAGCUCUGCCUGCCGAUCCAGUGGCUGCAGCUCUGGUGCGACUGACCAGCAUAGCCGAAGCUCUUGCUGGAAAGAAGAAAGCCAAGAAUCUGGAGGAGAUGUUGGACGAUACUGCUGGCUACGAAGUGGGAGCCAGUUCCAGUUCCGGUUUGGGGACUCACAGGAGACAAGCUGCCAUCCUGACAGCGCUGAAGAAGAGCUUGGUCGAGCAGCCUGGAGAGCUCUACCAGGUGAUCGAAAAGAAGAUGCUCGAAGACUUUGGGUCUCGCGAGCUCAUGCCCGGGGAGCCUCCACGUCAGGGCAGCUUCCGGGGUUGGCUGGAGCAUCGCAGCCACAUUCCCAACAUAGCGGCCACGGUGAGAAUUUUGUGGUGCGUUGCUGGGGCGCUGGAUGCCAUACGCUGUGGGAAGGUCCAAGAGGGGCAGACUCGCCUCGCUCUUCUGUUGGCGAUGUUGGAUCAAGUAGCUUGCGACAGGGGGCAGUGGUUGAUUGCCUCGGAGCUAGCUCUAGAAGCGCCUCCACCUUUUUCUUCCUUUGCUCGACAUGCAGCUCCCGAUUUCCAAGAAGCUCCUCACACAAAGUUGCUCGACAGCCGCUGGGUAGAUGCAGUGAUGUAUCGCGUGAAGGAGCUGGACGAGUAUGCCGAGCGGAAAGCGAAACUGGGCAAGUCGCGAAAAGGAGGUGGUGGCAACCAAGAGGAUGUCGAGGCAGACCCCAAGCCGAAGAAGAAGGCAGGAAAAGGGAAAGAUGGGAAAGGCAACAAGACGGAGCAGCAGCCCGACCCAGCUCGAGCCAGCAGCAACAGUCUCAGCAAUCCGUGCCGAGAGAGUACGGUUAGCAUUUUCCCCAUGCCUCUGCCGUAUCAGAGCUGUUUCCGUGCCGAAUCUCUAGGUGAUGUUUCUCCUGGUGAACGAAGUUUUCAGAGAGGGUUGUGUUUGGCUAUCCUAGUUCUGAAUUGGCUUCAUUUACGUAGAGCAGCAGUAGCACCACCUGAGAUUUGUUUUGGGCAGAAACUUAGCAGCUUGCAGUGGAAGGCUGUUCGGCAGAUGGAGCGGACGAUGCUGGCUUGGAAAAAUGCACCGGAGGUGACAGCUGCAGACAUGGGAAGGACGGCGUCCAAAGUUGAAGAUAUUGAAGUUGUUUUGAAUCAACUUGGUUCUUUUGAAAGUGUUGCUACUGAUAUUUUGUUUGGUACUAAUGUCGAGGGAAAACCUAGCAACAUGAGUAACAGUCGAAGAAGGAAACAAGGCUUUGCUCCAGGGUUGCAGCGUGUGCCCAUCGGGGAGUGGAUAGGCAGUUCUCGAACCACAAGCACUGUUGCAGCUAAACCGAUACAGAGCGAUCGACUUGAAUUUCCAGACAAACCUUCUUUCAGUCCAUCGCCGUAUUUGGAUGAGCGAAGCCGGUCUAUUUUUGAGCACCCUAUUCAGAAUGCUUUGGCUCCAGAGGAAGCAAUUGUGGAACCACCACCAGUCAAGAUACAUGCAAGCAACACAGAGAGAGACAAGCUCUUCCGCAAGUUGGAUGCAUGUGGUCGUUUGGGCAUGGUUGAUGAAGCAGAAGUUUUGACAGGUUACCAAGCAGGACUGUUUAGCGUUAUCAAGAACCUGAAAGCAGACCGUCUUAUUUUUGAUUCAAGACCUUUCAAUACUCUAGAACAGCCUCUGGGUAGAUGGGUCAAAGCCAUGGCCUCGACCAACCCACUGUUAGACCUUCAAUUGCGUGAAGACGAGGUUUGCCUCGUGAGCUCUACGGACUUAAGGGAUUUUUACUAUAGCUUCCAUAUUUCUUCAGAACGUCUGGUGCGGAACAGUUUGGUUAAUUCUGUUUGGGCUGAUGACUAUGCUGAUUUCAAAUGCUAUGAUCCCAAAGUUCAUCAAGGGCGUCGGGUCUUUUUUAGUCUGAAUACCCUGGCUAUGGGGGAUGCACAAGCGGUCGAAAUUGCACAGACCGCACACCUGUGCAUCCUCGUUCAAUCUGGACUUAUCAACAAAAAUAAUCUGGUGAGUAUGGAUUUGGCAAUACCCAGGGAGAAAAGCUUUGCAGGAAUCGUCAUAGACGAUCUGGUGGUGUUUGAAGUUAUGCUGAAAAGUGUUUUCCAUCAAUCCCCAGUGACCUCUCGUGCAGGCAGAGCCUUCCUGGAAGAAGCGCUUGGCGAGUACAAGCGAGUUGGAUUGCUGCCGCACCCGGACAAGACCUUUUUCGAACAGGCUGACAGUGAGUUUUGGGGCUGCCAAUUCGAUGGAUUGCACGGACUAUGCAUGGCAAACCUCAAGCGAAGCAUUCCUGUGAUUGCGGUCACAGCCCGUGUUUUGAAGAUGGGAGUCUGCAGCAUAAGCCUUUUGGAGAUCCUCACAGGAGUCCUUUCUCCGGCCGAAGAACUACCAGAAGGACAGAUGCUUGCCAGCCAUCCCUUGUGGAUUGUACUAGCCUCAGCCUUGCGAUACAAGGAGGUUUGUCGAAAAGCUAUGCCUCCCGGUCGGCAUAUCAAUAUUCUGGAGAUGCGUGGGAUGUUAAAAGCCGAAGCAGAAGCGGCGAAGACUCACUUUCCUGCACGUGUUUUCAGCUUAGCCGACUCUCAGGUCGCUCUUGGGGCUUGGGUGAAAGGAAGGUCUAGUUCUUUUGGCCUCAACCAGGAGCUCCAGCAGAGCCUUGGGAUCCACUUAGGAUGCGGCAUGUACAGCAACUGCGGAUACGUGCCGUCAGAGAUCAACACGGCAGACGAUCCGACUAGAGGACAGCGUGUCCGAAGCCCUGAAGCUGCUCUACCUGAUGUUUUUCAUUCAGCUGCCCAAGGAGACAUUUCAGCCUUUGACCAGUGGCUGGAAUCUUACAAUGCUGACACCUACGCCACCUCAGGGCUUCCAGAUCUUCAAGAGCUACAAGGAGCUCCUUGCGGCUUGUCUGAAGACCUUGCUGAGCUCCCAGAAGUGCCAGAACCUAUGAGGCUGCGAGCCCCUGCUGAUCCAGGUGAGUCAGUCGGAAGUGGACCUUGCGUGCCUAGUUCUUCGAGCUCAGUGCAGGGUGGAUUGUCUCCCACUACUGCAGUACGGGGUCCGGAGGUACCACUUCCGAGUGACUCAUCUUUGGGUCCGGGCGCAGUGCAAGCGUCGACAAAGGAAAAGCGUGGCAUUCUUCAUGAAGUUCCCCUUGAGCAGUUUGUUUUGCCUGCGCAUCUGCGAGGCAAAAUGGAUGAGGACUGGCGGCCCAGCACUCCAGGUUUUCUGGAUCUUUACUCUGGGAAGAAAGGUGUAGCUAAAGCCCUCGUAUCCUUGACAGACACCUGGGUCAUCACCUUCGAACUGGAGGAUGGACCGAAUCAAGACGUGCUGAGCGAGCAGAACAAAAGCCUCAUUGAGAGGCUCCUCCGAAGCGGCUUCAUUCUCGGGCUGGGAGCUGCGAUUUUCUGCUCCUCCUUUUCUCGAGCAGUCAGACCACCCGUAAGGAGUGCCUCCUUGCCUUACGGAUUGCCCAACCUCAGUCGGAAGAUGGAGGAAAAAGUAAAACUGGGCAACCGUCAUGCCCAGUGGCUUGCCCACCUACUUCAAGUGUGCAUAGAACUCAAGAUACACUUUUGGGUUGAAAAUCCUGACGGUAGCUUUCUCUGGUACCUGGACGAGUUCGUCGAGCUGGGCGCUAGGACAGCUUCCCAAGUGUUCCGUUUGGACUACUGCACGCUGGGGACCAAGUGGCGCAAGCGCUCUCGUUUUUUGACGAGCACUCAUCUGCGAGGACAGAAGUUUUGGUGCAGUCGUGAUCAUACCCACCUUCGCUUGUCUGGGUGGUCGAAAGUGCAUGGCAGAAGCUGGACUCGGGUAGCGCAGACCUAUCCGAAGAGGCUGUGCUUCUAUUUGGCCAAAGCUAUGCUCAUCGACUGCGGAUUGCUUCCUGAUCGCAGACAAAUUGACUUCAGCCUGAUCUCGCGUUGCGACCACAGCAGGAUUGGUGAAGCUCAGCAUCCAGGACCUCGACAGAAGCCCACAACAGCUCGAGCCAAUGUGGACUUAGCUGAUGUGAAACUUGUAACUGCUGCUACAGACCGUUUGGGUCGUAACAUCUGGGAUGGUUUUCUCCGUUGGCUUAGUGGUAAAGUUGGAAAUGUUUUUGCGGAAGAACUAGUACUUUGCCCUUCUACCCUGGAUCUUCUUUUAGCAGAAUUUGGGCGACACCUCUUCCAAAACGGUCAGAGUCUUUACAUGAUGAGACAGCUGGUAACCUUUGCCCAGCGUACAGAUCCCCGUUUGCGAAGCCAAUUGAAUUGUGAAGCUUUAGGUGCUUUGCGAGAAGAUGUACUGCUGCCUUCGGAUUUGUUGUCUGAACAGAUGGAUCGAGCGUACUUGCGGAUCAAGAAGCCGAAGUCCAGACUCCGAGGCCUCGGUUUAGUUCAGCAUGCCACGAUUUCGCAUCCUUUAGCAGUCAAGUUUCUGGAGCGAGUUCUGAAACAGCUACCUUUGAAGCAGAGAGUUUACCCAGGUUCUCCAGUCACGUUCCGUCGAAGAUGGGACUUGUUGCUGCAGUGGAAAGGGCCUGAUCCAUUCUCUUUUGAUUGUAGCGCUUUUGAUGCUGCAUCCUUUUUUGUGAGAUUACGCUUGGAUCUUUUUGGCCCCGUGGCUAGUGCAGACAAGCCAGAGCACCUUAGCAAAGAUUACGCUUGGAUCUUUUUGGCCCCGUGGCUAGUGCAGACAAGCCAGAGCACCUUAGCAAAGGCUGGGAACAGGGACAAAAGGUCAGAGCCAGCAAUGAUGAAGAACUCCGAGGUGAAGAACCUGAAGGCUCAACACGAGCCCAAAGAGCCCAAAGAAGGUGCGGCCAAUCCUUCGCUUCCUCAACGGCCUUGCUUCACAGCCAUGGACUUGCUGAAAGAGAUGCAGGGAGUUUUCUACGAGAACAGCCUUGUUUCUCGUGACUUUGACCCAUUCUGGCUGAAACGCGGCCUCGAAGAGAAACUUCUUCAAUGGUUUUCCUAUUUGACGUUGGAGGACGAUGACUUCGACGAAUGGAAUUCCUCGGAGAAGGACAACUCCCGAUCUUCCAUCGGAAGUCAAAGCGGUGGCAAGGGGGCUCUUACCAUUCUUGCCUUGCAGGUGAUUCAUGUUGGCCUGGAAGACGACGAGGAGUUUUGCUUGGUGAAGCGGAUACUGGGUGGUUACAACAUGAAGAAGGUCGUAGCGAACUCGGAUGCGAAGGUGCGGCUACGUGGCCGCGGCAGUGGCUUCCUGGAAGGACGCGAACAGGUUGAGAUGGACGCGCCCCUGCAGCUACACCUGUCUUGCUGGGCGUUCAGCACAUACUGUGCUGCCUUUGUUGACCUCUAUGACCAAAUGAAGCAGCUUCACAAGCACUACCGCCGCUACUGUAGGUCCAAGGGAAUGGUGGCUCGUGAGGACUUAGAGGUGCGCUUCGAGGAGCUGCGUCGCGCGGACCGUGGCCUGGACUUCCGUUCUGAGGCUUCGGCGCCGAACGCACACUUCUCCAGGCUGGAGAUGACAUGA
Messenger RNA from Cladocopium goreaui, 6879 nucleotides. Lineage: Eukaryota; Dinophyceae; Suessiales; Symbiodiniaceae. The record is from the annotation of a GenBank genome assembly.